Molecule: messenger RNA, 4889 nt
Organism: Amoebophrya sp. A120
Lineage: Eukaryota; Dinophyceae; Syndiniales; Amoebophryaceae
Source: the annotation of a GenBank genome assembly
GUGAAAGUACUUAGAAGUGAGCAUCGGUGCUGUACCAUCGUGCAAAUUACACCGAGUAACAGUUUCACCACUUCGGUCUCGUGCAAGAAAACCAUGGACGCAGAAGAAACUUGACAGGCAGAGCUCCGUGGCAGUAUUAAUUCGUGUGCCGCGGAGCAGCUGCGAGGAGAACAUCCAUCGUGCGCGUUGAUAAGAACAGUAGUCAGACUAAUCGUACCAGUCGGUCACAUCGUACACGAAAGACAGAACUCUGAAGACUAUACGUGCCUGUAGAUGUCGUCCUCGACAUUUGGUAGCUCCAGCUUCCGCAGGAAUCUAACGUCCACCAUUGCCGGCUCGGUAGUACGCAGCAAAAUUUUUUCCAUGUUUACUCUCUUCUCCAAAACGCUACCAGCUCAUGGCUUUUCACCCCCAAUAUUUCUUUGAUACCAAUUUUGAAUGAUUUUCAUUCGCCCCUCAACCUUACCAAUUCUUUCGAUUAGUUUACCGCAUUUAUUGUUCUAUGUGUCACACGUCUGACGGAGGUCGAGCGCCAGAGGCGGGCGGACGAGGCGAUUAGCGAACUAGGUUACUCGACCUGAUUUGUUCCACUCUUGUUCUUGCAAGAACCUCCAAGUGUCACUCAGAAAUUUCCCCCGGUUUUAUUCCUAUAAACCACGACCUUGAUUAUCUUCCUAUCACUCCAACACUGGUCUAUUUACCACACUUUAUUUCCGUGAAUAAGCCACCUUUAUCGUGCAGCAGAAGCUGAGCCUGGACUCCGUUCGUUCGCGACGACUUCUUCUCGGUGAAAACCUGCUACCUCGACGUGUCCGCAGGAAUGGCGGGGGCAGCCACCGAGGAGCGGGUGGACAGCAAGGAGGCCCCGGAGAAUGUGGAGGCCAAGGCCCCGGCCGGCUCGCAGCCGGGGAGCGGGAUAAAGAUCGACCCGAAUUUGCCCUUCGACGACCAGUGGCAGAGCUCCGACCCGGAGAUAUUGCGGUUCGUCCCGCCAGACGUGUCCGAAGAAGCGGAUGCCGCCAAGGACCGGUCCGGGCUGCAGAAACCAAAAAACAUUUUCGCGCCGAGAAAGAUCUCCCUGGAACUCGGGUUUUUCCGAAGGUUAUUCUCCAUUCUGAACUCCCGGUUCGGCGAUGCGCAGGGCGAAUUGUCGACCGCGCACUUCGAGCGGACCAUGUUGCGCAUGUUCAAAAUCAUCGGGUCCACCGGCGAGGAGAGAGAAGGAAAGACGUUCAACGCCGAGGAGUACGACGUGGAUGGCAGUGGUAUGAUGAUUUUUUGCACUACAGACCGAUUGUAGAAGUUGUCAUGCUGUUUGCCGUAUUUUUACAACCUGAAAUUUAUUCUUGAUAGUUGAAACUUGCGAUGUUGAUGUUCAGUUUGUGAUUCCGAUGCGGUUUGCGCGCAGUGCAAAUUGGGUGGAAUGGUUUUCCACCGAUUUGCGAUACGGCAACUACAUGCCAAUCACCCAAAAUAAAACAGGCGCCGUGGGCUGGUGGGAGUUCGUUUCCUGCUGGAAAAGCAAUGACUUCCACAUCACCUGUACCUGGUCGGAAAGGAUCUGGCUGUCGAUAGAGGUAUUUCAUUAAGGGAAGGAUUCUAUAAAUUUUUGUUGCUAGUAGUUGCAAAUUUCUCUUGCCCUUUGUCAUGCUUGACUUCCACCUAGUAGGGUUGAACAAUCUAUGGAUGAAGAUAAUGCGAAAGUCAACCGAUAAUUGCCAUACCCACUAAACAGGAUUCCUCAUCGUGCCGGAUCGCUCAGUGGGUGCAGACGACGGUGAUGAUCAUGAUUAUCGUUUCCUCCACCUGUUUUAUGAUUGCCACCCUCCCGGACUUGAAGAAGUCCCCCGGGCAGUGUACCCCCCGGUGCGACAACAUCGACACCAGCACCGCCUACGAGGAGUUCGAGUGGUGCAAGCGGGAGUGCGAGCCGCAGCAGGCGGACAUCUUCUGGACGCUGGAGCUGAUUUGCGUGGUGAUCUUCACCGUGGAGUACGGCGUCAGAAUAUGCUGCUUCCCGUUUGCGCGAGCGGAAUUGUUCUCCUCGGAUAUCCUCCUCGACAUGUGCCUCGGAGAUUUACCCAUCGCUUUCCAGUCCUCCAGGCAGCGGCUGUUCAAUUUCUUCUUUUCCCCACCGAAUCUCGUCGAUUUCUUCGCCAUCGUGCCCUUCUACUUCGAGGUGAUAUUGGAGGGUGUGAUGGAAAUCCAGGGAACGGCGGUGUUGCGGGUCAUCCGGUUGACCAGAUAUGAAAUCCAAAAAUGUCUGGGUCUGGAAACUUGUGAUGCAAGUCAGUCAAUAACAAAUGCACUGUAAUGCGCCGCCAAGCAUGACGAUGACAAGUUGCCUCGUGCUUGUGUGCUGCGUAUUCCGCAUGAGAAACUGCGUUUUUGCAUGACAGGCGAGAGAGGCUGUCUGUGUCGUCGAAACCGGAGUCGAAAACCGGAGUAAGAGGGGCCGUCGGACCGGGGAAUCGCUUGCUGGUUAAUAUGUAUGCGUGACAAGCUGGCUGCGUUUUGCAUUCGUGGCAGUCCAGGAAAGAGAAAGAACUAGUGAAGCGAUCGGAUCGACGAGGUGCGUCAGGGGGCGUCACUCAUUCAUUCAUUCAUUCAUUCAUUCAUUCUGUGGCCACACAAUACAGAUUUAAGGGCCAUGCUAGAUCAGCAUGACAAAUCUCGCAAUCUUCCAGACCCAGACAUUUUUGCAUGUGAUACCAGGUUGUUCCGGUUGAUGAAGGCCGUGAAGUAUUUCGAAACGCUGCAGAUCAUCGGGCGUGUGCUGCGGAGAAGUAUGCAGGCGUUAACGGUGCUGCUGUUCUACCUAACCCUGUGCGUCUGCUUCUCCGCGUCCUUGCUUUACUUUGCGGAGAGCGGCGACUGGGAUCCAGCACAGGAGGAGUAAAAACUUUUGAUUGCUUUGUUCUGUAGCGGUACUAGCGCAAGAAGUCAUGACAAGGAAGUGUGUUCGUUGCUGUUGUACCACCGAAGAUGAUCUGCAUGACUGAACGUAUAACAAAAAUAAAACUACUAGAGCUUGUUACUGUCUUCCAAAAUCCUUUCCCCAGGUGGAUGCGAACCAACUGGAUCAACAAUGGACGCGAGCCUACUCCGUUCAAGUCCAUUCCGCAUAGUUUCUGGUGGUGCUUCGUGACGUACACGACGGUCGGGUACGGUGAUAUGGUGCCGUACUCUUCGCUCGGACAGAUGUUCGGUGUCGCAACCAUUUUAGUCGGCCUGCUCGUGCUGGCCAUGCCCAUUUCGGUGUUGUCAAGUAACUUCGGCGAGGUGUGGCGAGAAAACCAGGAAGAAAUGAGAUUGCAGGCGAAAAGCGACGAGAUUGUAUUGCAUAUUCUAUAUUAUUAACAUGAGAAAACAUCAUUAGUGACACUUCACCUUAUUUCAUUCCACUUUUUUGCCUGUAGUGCUGAAUUCGAUUUGCAUGGCGAUGGCCUGUCGUAUAAAGUGACCGUGAUGUCCACGUAUGCAGAAAACAAAAACUAUUAAUGUCAAUCAAGAAAAAUGUAAACUAAAACAGGAACGGGAGGCAGUGGAAUCUGCGUUGGCCAUCAAGGACCCCGCAGAGCAGCUGAAGAGGGUAUUGAUCGAGCUCUACGAUGAGGACGCACUGGGCGAACGCGACUUCCUGGGCGAGUGCCAGAUCGAAUACGAGAAAAUAGGCCUCAGUCCGGAUUUGUGCGGCGAGAUCAAAUUCGAUACAAUAGAGGUAUGGGAUAAAAUUUUCAGAAAAUUUCGGAUCCUUUUAUUCAUGAAUGACAGCGACGAGGACAGUACAGCCAAAAACAAAUUACACUUACGAUACGACAUUUGUUGACGUGCAAAGAAAUAGACGGUCAAUUGGUAGAUAAUUCGCAAGAACCGUUAGAAAUAGAGACUGCAACUCCAAUCGCUCAGGCCCCUCUGUGCCCCAACGAGCUGAAGCACACCAACGACAAAGUAGUAGUCCGUGGGAGUGUGAAGUUGCUCGUUUCCUGGACGCCGUUGCCCUUCGACGAGGACACGGCGACGGCCGCGAAGAAGAAGGACGACGACGCGGACGACCCAACCGAGAAAUACAAGAAAAAGCUGCGCGCAGAGCCGCCAAAGCGAACCCAUAUCCAGUUCUCCGGCUUAGAACUUUGGCCGGGCUCCUUGACCGUAAUCGUCCACAGUGCGACGGAGGUGGCAGCAGCGGAUUUUAGCAUCUUCAAAACAGGUAUAGCACUUUUUUUGGCCUAUUACUUUUCAUGCGUAGAUUGAUUGAUAUGGAUAGUUCCCCGAAGACAUGAAGUUACGCGAAAAAGAAAAUCAUCGAAAAAAGAAAAUCACCACCUCCACUUACAGGUGGCUCCUCCGACCCGUAUGCAACGAUAACGGCGUGGACCACUCUCCCCGCCCCCACGGGCGCGCUGACCGUGAAGACGUCGAGAACGAAAACCAUGUACGCGACCUUGAAUCCGGUCUGGAACGCCAUGAUGGAAUUCGAUUACCCAUGGCAGACCGCCGAGCACACCAAGGUCAAGCCGAAGCCCGGGGAUUUGGACACGAACAACAAAGCUCUCGCCUCCUCGCUCGACCCGGCCCUCGCCGCGGAGAUGCAGCUGGCCAGCAAGGCGGGGCAGAUGGGAAACUACCAGUCCCUGAACGAGAAGUUGCUAAAAAUGGAGCUAGACGACCAACCAGACCCCUACGAUAAGCAGGCCUUUGACGCGAUCACGGAGCUACGACAAGAAUUCCGCGGCGAAAUCGACGAGACCAAGCAGAUGAUCCUAGACCUCAUGGAGCUGAUGCGCAAACAGCACAAGCAGCUGGUGAAGGAGCUGGGGCUCAAGAAGGACAAGGAAAAGAACAAGCUUGGGGGGAGCGGAAGCAGUCCCAGCGGGGCGCCGUCGUGA